AUGAGCAGGUCAAGUAAGUAUUGAGAAAAUUCACUUCUUAACAUACAACAAAUCACUCUGAAUCAGUAUUUCUUUUUAUCCAUUCCUCUUCUAGCUUUUGUUCUUUUUCUGUGUGUAUUUUACUGCACAUGUUAUUUGAAGAUAUCACCAGUAAAUUUCCUCAAAAUUCAAAUAUUUCUCAGGAGUGUUAUGGUGGCGUAUUAAAGGGUAUGUGAAGGAAGCAAUUAAAGGUUGAGGGGGCUGAAUGCAAACAUUUUAAUGUGCAUUUUUAUACCAUUUUAAAAGUGUUAAAUCAUUUCUUCAGCAUCCAUUCAGCUGUUUUCUUUUUCUGUAGUUAUUUAUCUAACUAUGUAAUUUAGCAAAUAAUAAUCAGAUUCUAAGGUAAUAGGUUUGAGUAUUUUUUGCUAUCUAUAAAGAUGUGCAACACCUUUGAAUAUGCAAGUAUUUUUGUCUUGUGUUUGCCUCAGGGUCAAGUCUUCUUAAAGAUGGGAGCUGGAUCAGAAAACUCGAUGAUGAGGAUGAGUCUGUUGAGUGAGUCAGGUUAACUCAUUGACUAGCUGAGAUUUUUCAUUAAAAAAUAACUGACAUUUUGUCUAGAGCAAGUUAUUGACAUGUGUUUCAAAUAGAUGAUUCAUCCCUUUUCAAAAGCGUAACUCAGUGUGCUUCACUUUUUUUCUCCUUCAGCCGGGACCCAAACUUUGGAAGAUCCGUUUUGAGCCAUCUCACUACUGGGGAUGGUCUUUCAAGGUGACUCAAACAUAUCAACUGCAACUCGUAAUAGUAUGAAUAAUGUGGGGUUUUUUUCACUUAAUGUGAUGUAUUGUUUUUGCUAUUAGUCCCCAGACUGAAGAGGUCACAUCCACCAAAAGUAUAACAACAUCAACAUCUGUGCAGGCUUUGUCCAAGAGGUAUUAUUUUCACAAACUUUAUUGUAUCUAUACCAGUAAAAUAAUAGGAAGUGAGAAAUUUAGUUCCAGAUUUAGCAAAUCUAACAAAACCCUUUUUGUUGUUGCAGAUUCACUGGAAGUCAGGAUGACCUGUCAAGCAGGUUGGUACAGCUACACGAUUAAAAGAAUUUUCCAGAUCUUUACAAGGCUCUUUCACACAAUAAUACAUCCUCCUACACCAAAAGAUAUAUUUUUGUAAUUGAUAGUAAUUAAUUAAUCAAUAACUUGAGUAACUGUCAUAAUUUUAGUGGGACACAGAGUCAGAUUUCAGGACUCUAAUUUAUUACAAAUCAUAAAAAUCAACAGACAAUGGACACAAAUUCUGUGUAUGUUUGUAUUUAUCAUGUCACUGCAGCUUCUAUACAUCCAAUACUUUCACAGAUUAACCUGAUUUAAGGUUAAUGAAAAAACACUUAUCACAAACCAACACACACAAAAAAAAAUACUGUGACUAUUAUUAUAUUAAGUUGUUUUAUUCAUCUCCUCCUUCAGCACCACAACCACAACCACAACAGUUACCAAGGAUGGAAAGACCACUGAGACCACUGUCACCACCUCUGGGGAUCUUCGGUAAAGACUAUAACAACAUUAAACUUUUCCCAUCUUUAGUUUAUGUCAGUUUCAAUGACAGCAGGGUUGUCUUGCAGAUCUCCCAUAAUCAAGAGCCCCACCAAGACUGACCCAUUCAGUGAGCGGGUGCUCAAGGCCUCAAACAAAGGGUAAAAAUAUCACAGAUAACAUAACAUAUUUCAAAAUAUAACAUAAAAAAGAUAUCAUUAUAACAAUUAAUUAUGGUACAAGUAAGUCGGUCCUUUAACAAAUAAGUAAGUCAGUGUAUACAAAAGUAACAAAACAAGUUACAACAAUCAGGUUGAUACUAAAAAUAUUCCAUGACAUGUCUGACUGCUUAAAGCUCCUGUGAGUAACUUUGAGUUUGAGUCAAAUUUGGCGCCGCCUGUGGACAAAGCAGUCAUCUUGUCCUCUAUAUGUUAAGUAGUGUCUUCUGGAAGAAACAAAAGCCUUUCUGCAGUCUUUUUACAGUCAAACAUUAAAAAUUACAGUAGAGAAAUUUACAGUCUUGUCACUAAUCGUCUUGUUUGCUUUUGUAUAUCAAACAAAUUAUCAAUACAAAUUUCAGUCUAUUUUCUAUUAAUGUGAAAAAGUACUCACAGGAGUUUUGAAAUACACAUGAGUUUUAUUGAACAUUCAUUGUAGAGUCCAAAAAAAAUCUAAAAAAGCAAAAAUUGGAAAAUAUUCUUGUGGAGUGAUUAUACUUCAUUUAAGUACUUUUUGAAAUGUACUUACAAAUCUACUUUAAAUUAUACAGGCUACAGGCACCUUACUCACCUACCAAAACAACCAAAGUGACAGAGACAACUGUCAUCUCCAGUAAAGAGUAAGACACUGCUGACUGAUGUAGAAAUAUACGCUAAUUUUGGAUUUAUACACUACUUACUAUUCGACUCAUUUUUCUGUGCAGUGCGGAGGACAAACUGUAUGACACACUCAUCCCCAAGACUUUUGGAGAUGGUCUCUCACCCAUAGACAGGUGAUUUUUAAAAUAUGAAAACAAUUUUUAUCACAACACAAUCAUGAUACUAGGGAGUCAGUUAUAUUCGUUGUAUUAAAGUCUAUUCUCUUCUCCAAAGCAAAACAACUAUCUCCUCGACUGAGACUGUGCUGGUGAAAAGCAGCCCUGACGUUGUGUGAGUUUCAUCUCAUUAUGGGCUUUAUAUAGUGGAGGCUUUAUACUAUCUUUUUUGCAAAGUAUUUUCACAGAAACACACAUAUAGGAAUCGUUUGUGGAUUUGAUCAUUCUGCACAGUUUGUGUGUAUAUGAUUAGAUCAAGCAGUGAUCUCUAGUGGCCAUAGUGAAAAGGGAAGUCAUCUUAUACAGUGGUAGUGGAUUGAUAAGGUAGGUGGUGACAAAGGACCAAGUUGUUAUAAGAAUAAGAACUUUACUCAUCUCCAAAUGGAAAUUCAAUAUGUUUAUUUUUUAUGUGCUACAAAUCCAAAGUAACACCACUUAACAUAACUUUUGGAAAUCAAAAAUCUGAUAAGAUAUGAUCCUAUUGCAUCAUAUAUUAUCAACUUAAAUCGUAUGUAUCAUAUCAUGUUUCAUUGUAUCAUAUCUUGAGUGCAUUUUCCAGUCACUGAGCACAUUUGCUCCAACUGGAACUGUAUUAUAAUCCAACCAUGACUGUGUCUGAAACCACAUAUUCACACAUCACUCAACACAUCCUGAAACAGUUUGUACAAGAAACCGCCUCUUACACCUAACAGUUGGGUUACUGUUAACAUUAUACUUAGUCCAUAUUAUAUGACUUUAUCAGUCAUAUGUUUCAGGUUCAAGCUGCAUCAGCUGCACUAGCAUACCCAUCAGGCAUGCUAGUGAAUAUGAAGGGCUGUGGAUCAACCAGGAUUCAUUUGGUUAAAAUUUAUGAGACAGAAACAAAUUGGAUUUAUCAAUGAUGAAUACAUAAAUCUGACAUUAUUUAUUCAAAACACAUUGGGUUUAUUGGUAUUACUACAUAAAUCUAAUUCUCAAUUGUCUAAUUUGCAUUUGACUGACAAAUAUACAGCACAUGAAUUUUAUUGGCCUUUUUAUGUUGAAUCAAAGUAAUUCAAGUGGAUGAAAAUAUUAUCUGCUAUAAGGCCUAAAUCUUUCUGUGAGUGUGCUGGUACCUUAAUGUUUGGCAUUAUAUCUCCUGGUAUACGAUAUAGAGAUGGAGUUAUUUUUAAUUUAUGUCCAACCUGUAUUUUUAUUGAUCUUUUUGCUUCUAAAUGAACUUUUGUGACCUUCCUUCCCUUGCUUUUUUUUCACCAGUGUGGAAGACACUCUCAUCCCUGCUUCUGUCAUGGCCUCUUACUCACCAAUGGACGGGUAAUCUUUCCAUUCAUCCUAGAAAAUGAAUUUCAUUGAUCAUGGACAAGGCAAUCAAUAAUGAAUAUUGUCUUUUUGGUUUAACAGCAAAUCCUCCUACUCCAGCACUGAGACUGUGACAGUGAGAAGCGGCACUAAUGGGUGAGUUACUGUGGAAAAAAAACAACAACACAAUAACAUUAAACACCAGACAGAAAGAUACGAAUAUUCUGUUCUGUUUUUUUUUUCAGAGAUUACAGAACUACAACCACAACAAGAUCCUCCUCUUCAACGUAUGAUCUACUAAUGAUCAGAGAACAAACACACCAAAUAAACACUCACAGAAAAGUAUCACUGAGAAUAAUCAUGAUGUUGUCUUAACAGUGCUGAAGAUGAUCUGUAUGACAAACUGCUGCCCAGAGCCAUAACAUCAAGCCUGAACUCUCCGAUCAGGUGAGAUUUCUCUAUAAAUACAUUUAAACAAAACAAACAAUCAUUCUUUCUAACUGUCAGUUAAACGUUAUGUUGCCAUUGCAGCAGUAGCAGCAGCAGCAGCACCAUCACAAAGCGGGAGAUCAUCUCUGUAGACAGCGGCAGAGGGUGAGUGCUGGAAAUUUAUGAGUCAAAAUAUGAAUUAUAUCUUUGUUUAGUCAGUCUGAUCUCCCCUGACUUUGACUUUUGACAUUUAGAUUGGAAAGUCCAACUUUGUCAUCACCAUCCUCCACCCGCAGAACCACCAGGUAAACAAAAUGACUAACACACAAUGCAUUUCAAUGGAAAUUAACCAGAAGAAGCUAAGGGCAUGGAGAGUUCAAAUCGACAGAAACAGAAAGUUCCUCACAGGAACUUUAACAUGCUGAUGUUAAAACUGAAGUAGCACCUACAUGUACAAACUGCAUAAAGAAAGGCAGUAUUUACUUGCUACAAAAUCCACUUAAUUGUUAUUCAUCUUUGUCAAACAGCUACAGUUCCUACAGUGAUGACAUCCCCUCUCUUCGCACCACCUCCUACACCGUCAGUACCAAGUCCAGGUAAUCUUCUUUCAUCUCUGCUUCUGCAUAAACAAACAGAUCUAAGUAUUGCUGCAAUCUUUCUUUUUUAUUCAAAUAAUGACUUAUGUCAUUCCAAACAGCGACCCCUAUGAUGUUGACAGUAGAAGCUCAACCUACACCAUCGGUACCAAGUCCAGGUAAUCUUCUUUCAUCUCUGCUUCUGCAUAAACAAACAGAUCUAAGUAUUGCUGCAAUCUUUCUUUUUUAUUCAAAUAAUGAUAUAUGUCUAUCCAAACAGCGACCCCUAUGAUGUUGACAGUAGAAGCUCAACCUACUCCUACUCCAGACCAGACUCCAGGUAAGAAACAAGGAAAAUAAGGACUGUAAGCUACUCUCUUGUUUUCUUUAAGUUCACAGAAAGUUCAAUGUUUUUCCAAACUCAAUGUAUGAUAUGUGGUUAAUUUUGUCUCUAAAUAGUUACGAGUACACCAGUAUCACCGGACCGUCUUCCUACAGCUCCACAACCUACAGGAGCAGCAGGUAUUCAAUGAUGUUUGAUGUGGUUUGCUUUCAAAUAAGACUUUGUUAAUUAUACAGGCUGAUAACUAUGUUACUCUCACAGCAGCAGGUCGGAUGACGGUCUGUCAGAUUCUCUCUACUCCAAAUCCUCCACAAAGAGUCUGUACUCAUCUUCAGACAGGUAGGAGAAGUGUGAAAACAUUUUGUCUUUACCUUGGGAAUAGUAGUCUAACAGAAAAGACUAUGCAAGUAUAGAAGGAAACUAGUUAUUAAUGGCGUUUCCAUAAACCAACAAACUCAAGGAGGGCCUUGAAAUCAAGUCUUUGGGAACCAUAAAUGUCAUGGAUAUAAACAUUCAUAUAGAUAUGUUCCACUCUACUAUUAAUGGCAUUUUGUUCUAGUUGAAGAUGUUUAACUAAAAUGGUUAACCAAGAGGUGGGGUUAAAGAAAAGUACAGAAAUUGCCAGGUACAUGAGUGGUGGACUGAUGUACCAAUUAAAGGACAUAGCCAGUCCUUCAACUAGAGCAUGGCCACAGAUCUUGUCAGCAUCAGCAUGGAUUUUUUUCAUGUUUCACAAGCAAAAUAAAAUAUCUUGGACCGAAAAUUUUGAUAAUGUUUUUAAUUUGUUGCACUUCAUACAGGGCUGUGCUUGAGAAGGACCUGUGCACCUACUGCCAUAAGCCAUUCGAUGGUGAUGCCAAGAUGGUCCUGGAGGAAAUGAAGAUCAAUUGCCAUGCUACCUGCUUUAAAGUAAGCUGAUCGGUUUUUGUUGAUACAAACAAGCAGUGACUGAAGAGUACUUCCCUGGAUACCAUGCUAAAGCCGAAACAGUGAUACCACAUACUAUAUGAUAACUUAUACAAUGUGGUGUGACAGAAAAGCACAUUUUAAUUCAGUGUGACCCAAAUGAAACCUAUGCAACAUGCAGCGGACUGCUCAACGUAUAUUUCCUUUUCACAUUAGUGUUUGUGUGUGUCUUUACAGUGUGAGGUGUGUAAAAGCACUCUGGCUCAUCUGAAAGCUGGGGACAGCAUGUGGGUCUACAAGCACAUGGUGCACUGUGAAAACUGCUUUGAGACAACCAGAGGUAAAAGUUUUGUUUGCUUAAAAAAAACAAAGAAUAAUACCUUUACAGUGAUGGAAACACUUUGUGAUAACACCUAAUUUUAUUUUUCCCCACAGAGAGAUGGAAGCGCUGAGUUUUUCCCAGGCCUUCUCUUGGGUUACAAGACAAGCAGCCACAAGAACACAAGGUUUAAUAACAAGCAGUCAAAUAAUAAUCGACAAUUUGGGUUACAUGGGAUCUACUGGACUUAUAUUUUAACCAGCUUGCAAAGCUCUGUCUGGCUCAUUCGACAGAUAUAUUUUGAAUGUACUUUUUGAUAUCAUUGCAAGUAGUUUUAUCUGUGCUCUUCACACUACUGUCUCUGUUUCUAUCCCCUUCAUAAGUUUGACAUAGCACGUCUUGUUUAUCUUUGUCUGGACCAUUAGGGGGACUUUUGUGUGUUACCUAAUAUGACAUAUUACAGGAUUUAGGGCCGGG
This is a messenger RNA of Xyrichtys novacula (pearly razorfish), 6865 nucleotides long. The record is from the annotation of a GenBank genome assembly. NCBI's taxonomy places the organism in Eukaryota, Metazoa, Chordata, Actinopteri, Labriformes, Labridae.